AUGAUUAUUGCCGCUGUUACUCUGGCUCUUUUAUGUUGUGUUGGGCAAUCAUACGAGCAAAUUUACGACCCACUUUGCAUACAAAAGGGUCGCAAAUGUGGUAAUAAUAUGGUCUACAGAGUUAUCGACGAAGUGAAAUAUGCUGACGAUGUAUCACCUAAAGUGAUAUGCAUUGUGGAAUGCACAUGCAUCAAUGAACAGUAUGAAAGAAAAAAUGGACAGUGCAUUGAAAAAAACAAUAUUACGAAACGAAACGAAGCUGAGCUUCCUUUUGAAGUGCCAACAACAAAGGCUUGCAACGGAAGAACCUGUACACUUGACGAAAAAAUCACCGAUAUUAUGUGCUCAUUAACAGCCCAGAAAUGUGGACCAAAUAUGGUCUUUAAGAUCGUAAAUGACCCUGUACGCAUAAAAUUUGGUAUAUUAUCAUAUAAGAUUUGUAUUCAACAGUGCACUUGCGACAAUAAUGAAUACACGAAAAUAGAUGGACAAUGCGUUAAAAAAAAUAGUGUUUCGAUGCGAAACGAACCUGAGUUUGGUCGUGAAAUAUUGCCUAAACACUGCGCGGGAAGAGUGUGUGCACUUGAUGAAGAAAUUUUCAAUGUUCCGUGUUCACUGACUGGUAAAAUUUGCGGAACCAAUAUGAUAUUUACUAAAAUCGGUAAAUUGCUUAAAAAGAAUGGCACUGAAGUUUGCUUCCAAAAAUGUACUUGUAUGAGUGAGGAAUAUGUCAAAGCCAAUGGUCAGUGCAUCCUUUCUACGAAAGGAAAUGAAACUGCGACACCAACUUCAACCCAACGAUCUGCCACCGAAUCAAAACUUCAACCAACCAUGCGAAAGUUUUCUAAGACUCGCUCUUCUAAGAAUUGCGUUGGACGAACUUGCGAGCGGAUUCGCGACCUAUUUUGCAGAUCUGAAGUGUGGCGAUAA
Dracunculus medinensis (Guinea worm) is the source of this 930-nucleotide messenger RNA. Lineage: Eukaryota; Metazoa; Nematoda; Chromadorea; Rhabditida; Dracunculidae. The record is from the annotation of a GenBank genome assembly.